GGUUAAAAAAAAAGAGUGAGAAGAAGAAGAAGGAGGAGAAGAAGAAGAAGAAGCGGGGAAGAAAGGGAGCGCAGCGGGGGUGCAGGGAGCCGAGCGUGCAGGCAUGGCGGCGCUGCCCGGCACGGUCCCCAGGAUGAUGCGGCCAGCCCCGGGCCAGAACUACCCGCGCACCGGCUUCCCGCUGGAAGUGUCCACCCCGCUGGGCCAAGGCCGUGUCAACCAGCUUGGGGGGGUCUUCAUCAACGGGCGACCCCUGCCCAACCACAUCCGCCACAAGAUCGUGGAGAUGGCCCACCACGGCAUCCGACCCUGCGUCAUCUCCCGCCAGCUGCGGGUCUCCCAUGGCUGCGUCUCCAAGAUUCUCUGCCGCUACCAGGAGACCGGGUCCAUCCGGCCAGGGGCCAUCGGCGGCAGCAAGCCCAGACAGGUGGCCACUCCGGACGUGGAGAAGAAGAUCGAGGAGUACAAGAGAGAAAACCCGGGCAUGUUCAGCUGGGAGAUCCGAGAUCGGCUGCUGAAGGAUGGGCACUGUGACCGCAGCACCGUGCCCUCAGGUUUAGUGAGUUCGAUUAGCCGUGUGCUCAGAAUCAAGUUCGGGAAGAAAGAGGAGGAGGAUGAAACCGACAAAAAGGAGGAUGACGGGGAGAAGAAAGCCAAGCACAGCAUCGACGGCAUCCUGGGCGACAAAGGGAACCGCCUGGAUGAAGGCUCGGACGUGGAGUCAGAACCGGAUCUGCCGCUGAAGCGCAAACAACGCCGUAGCCGGACCACCUUCACGGCCGAGCAGCUGGAGGAGCUGGAGAAGGCCUUCGAGCGGACUCACUACCCCGACAUCUACACCCGCGAGGAGCUGGCCCAGAGGACCAAGCUGACGGAGGCGCGCGUCCAGGUAUGGUUCAGUAACCGCCGUGCCCGUUGGCGUAAGCAGGCAGGAGCCAACCAGCUGGCCGCCUUCAACCACCUUCUGCCGGGGGGCUUCCCUCCCACGGGCAUGCCCACGCUGCCCCCCUACCAGCUGCCGGAUUCCACCUACCCCACCACCACCAUCUCCCAAGAUGGGGGCAGCACGGUGCACCGGCCCCAGCCCCUGCCACCAUCCACCAUGCACCAGGGGGGCCUGGCCGCCGCGGCCGCUGACACCAGCUCUGCCUACGGCGCCCGCCACAGUUUCUCCAGCUACUCGGACAGCUUCAUGACCCCGGCGGCACCCUCCAACCACAUGAACCCCGUCAGCAACGGCCUGUCUCCUCAGGUGAUGAGCAUUCUCAGCAACCCCAGCGCCGUGCCACCUCAGCCGCAGGCCGACUUCUCCAUCUCCCCUCUGCACGGUGGGCUGGACUCAGCCACAUCCAUCUCGGCCAGCUGCAGCCAGAGGGCCGACUCCAUCAAGCCGGGAGACAGCCUGCCCACCUCCCAGUCCUACUGCCCGCCCACCUACAGCACCACCGGCUACAGCGUGGACCCCGUGGCCGGCUACCAGUACGGCCAGUACGGCCAGACUGCUGUUGAUUAUCUGGCCAAAAACGUGAGCCUGUCCACACAGCGCCGCAUGAAGCUUGGGGAGCACUCGGCCGUGCUGGGACUGCUGCCUGUGGAAACUGGCCAGGCCUACUAGGCUGCGGGCGGG
Messenger RNA from Sorex fumeus (smoky shrew), 1627 nucleotides. RefSeq names its product paired box 7 (gene PAX7). Gene Ontology annotation, biological process: regulation of transcription by RNA polymerase II; anatomical structure development. The coding region runs from base 104 to 1615 and encodes 503 amino acids. Gene Ontology annotation, molecular function: RNA polymerase II cis-regulatory region sequence-specific DNA binding; DNA-binding transcription factor activity, RNA polymerase II-specific. The transcript has 9 exons. The record is from RefSeq and is a predicted model, not a curated record. NCBI's taxonomy places the organism in Eukaryota, Metazoa, Chordata, Mammalia, Eulipotyphla, Soricidae.